Formica exsecta is the source of this 2818-nucleotide messenger RNA. It is a transcript of the gene Ppox, whose product is annotated as protoporphyrinogen oxidase. The record is from RefSeq and is a predicted model, not a curated record. NCBI's taxonomy places the organism in Eukaryota, Metazoa, Arthropoda, Insecta, Hymenoptera, Formicidae. The coding region runs from base 247 to 1719 and encodes 490 amino acids. Gene Ontology annotation, molecular function: protoporphyrinogen oxidase activity, oxygen as acceptor. Gene Ontology annotation, biological process: heme biosynthetic process. The transcript is spliced from 2 exons. Gene Ontology annotation, cellular component: mitochondrial inner membrane.
AAAUAUUUAAAUUUUAUUAGGCUUUAUAUAUAUAUGUGCGAUAUUCUUAUAUCCUUAAAUUAUCUUAUCAAUAAUUUUAGCACAUAUUUAUAUUUCAUUCAUGAAUAAAAUUCUUUUUAUGAUAUAUAAUAAGAUAUAUAUUUUUAGUGCAUAUAUAAAAUAACAUAUAUUUAAUCAAGAUUGCAUUUAAUUGCACGAUAUAUUGUGCUAAUAUUUAUAGGAAUUAUCUCUUUAACUAAUAUUAAAAUGAUAAUAGUAUUAGGGGGUGGUAUAUCAGGUCUAUCAGCAGCUUAUUAUGCCGCUAAUAAUGCAAAAAAUUCGGCUAUCAUUUUAUUGGAAGCGUCCAGUCGCGUGGGUGGAUGGAUACGAAGUAGAAAAUCACCAACUGGAGCAAUAUUUGAGCAAGGACCGAGAACUGUUAGACCAGUUGGAUUAGCUGGAAAAAAUACUCUUAACUUGGUGGAGGAUCUUCAAUUGAGUAACAAAUUAAUUCAUAUCGGACCAAGUCAUCCCGCGACGCGGAAUAGAUUAAUCUACGCAGAUGAGACAUUGCAUCUGUUACCAUCUUCGUUGAAGGGUAUCUUCAAAACGACUUCAUUGUUAGAUCGUCCUCUGAUAAACUGUCUAUGGACCGACUUGACGGCUCCCAAGGUAUCCAAAGAGGAUGAGAGUGUCUAUAAUUUCGUUCAAAGAAGAUUAGGUCAAGACGUUGCGGAUAAUCUUAUCAGUCCUUUAAUUUGUGGAAUAUGUGCAGGAGAUGCGCGGAAAAUUAGUGUUAAUUUUUUGUUCAAAUCUCUAUUCGAGGCGGAACAGAAAUACGGUUCUAUAGUAAAAGGCGUAUUGGCAAAUCGACUAAAAAACAUUUUUUCAAAAUCGAAAAAUGACGCAAUAAAAGAAAAUAAUACGGACAGUGAGUCUGCAAGUUUACAUCUGACUUUAGCAGAUAGAGCUCAAAAGGAAGGUUGGGCAUUGUGGAGCCUGGAGGGAGGACUCGAACAAUUACCUCAGGCAUUGGCCAAUAAUCUGAAAAAGCGAGGAGUAAAUAUACAAACUGAGACAAAGUGUGAAAAACUUACAUUUAAAUCAAAUCGCAUAGAACUAUUAAUUAACGGCAAUAUUCAAGAAUGUUCGCGCAUUAUUUCGAGUUUACCCGCGAAGAACUUGGCUGAACUAGUGCGGGAACAAUAUCCCAUACUGUCUGCAGAAUUAGAGGCGAUACCUACCGUAACAGUAGGAGUAGUUAAUUUUGAAUUUCAGAGGGAUAUAUUACCAUUACAGGCAUUUGGCUUUCUCGUACCACCGAAAGAGAAUCUUCCUCUGCUAGGUGUAAUUUUUGAUUCCUGCGUUUUCCCUCAAAAGUCUUCUACAGUGCUGACAGUUAUGAUGGGCGGUGCUUGGUUCGAAAAAUAUUUCGGCCCGAAUCCAUCUGAGGAACAUCUAUUAACAACGGCGCUUGAUCAUACAAAAAAGAUCUUACAUAUCGAAGAGGAACCAGUCGCACAUAACGUUGCCGUUUUGAAGGACUGUAUUCCACAGCAUGUCGUGGGUCAUACCCAACGUAUAAAACGCAUCCACAAUUACAUUUCCGCGCGUCAUAUUCCCCUGGGACUGUGCGGUUCUUCUUACCAAGGUGUGGGACUCAAUGACGUUAUUCUGUCAGCAAAACAGGCCGUUUGUGACAUUGUACAGAGUAACUAUGGGAUUGCUCGAGAAAUGUAAAACUGCGAGAGGGGCUCAUAGCACCACAUAAAAGACAAACAAUAAUACUACAUGCAAACACUGUACAUGCUGAAUUGUAACAAUUAUAAACCAUGCAAGAAAACAUAACUUUGCAAACCUGUAUAACAAUAAUAUACAAACGAGACUAAAAGAAAAGGCAAUAAUUGCUGAAUGAAUUAUAAUAUAAAUUACAAAAAUUAUAAAUUAUAAUUUGAAUUGUAAUAUAACAAAAUAUAUAAAGCUUUUAGUUUCUUAUAAGUUUAAGCAAUAAUAAUAGUAAAUUAGUAUAUUUCAUUAUACAAAACGACAUAUGAAAAUGGAAUAGCAAAAUGUAUUUUGUAUGGAGUUGUAUUAAAUGUAAAAUAUAAUUAGCAUUUGUGUAAAAUAUAUAUAAUAUGUUACUUUAUUAGGUUUAUUAAUACAUAAAUAAAAAUAAUAUAUAUAUAUGUAUAUAAAGAACUUCUAAGAGCUAAUCAGAAAAACUAGUUUUCUUUUAGUCCUUAUAUAUACAUGAAAAAAAAACAUUUUCUGCAAAAUGUCACACUUGUGAUAUUCUUAUCAAAUAAUAUAUUUGGUAAUAGAGUGCAAAAUUAUAUAUUAAACUUAACAUUUUAUCACAUAUUUAUUGAAAACGAAUUUACUUUAGUUUGUGUACUUCUUUGUAUUUAAAAAUAUAAAAAGAUUUUUGUCAAAUAUCCAUGACAAAAGAAUAAACAAAUUUUUACUUGCAAGCAUAAUAUUAUUGCAAAAUAAAGCAACAUUUGCCCAGCAAUAAAUUUAACUAGUUAAAAACAUUAUUUUUAUCUUGAUCAAAAUAUGUAUGCAAAUCAAUUAUGUACAUCAAACUAUAUUAAUACUACUUGCAAGUUGAUCAUGCUGAUUUGAAUUAUUUAAAUAAUUAUAUAAAUAUAAUUCAACUAAAUUUAUCUCUCUAAGUUUCUAAAUGUUUUACAUUCAAUAAUAUAACAUUACAAUUGUCUAAUCUUUGACAGUACCUGCGUAUUUAACCUCGUCAAAAGCUUUUCUUGCUUUCUUAAGUUCUUCAUUCAUUGUUAGAAGAUCUUUUACUCUGGCAUAUUUUCUAGGGUCUUUUCUCACU